CUGUUGAUUCCAAAUGAAUUCACUUUCCGCGAUUCAAAAUCCAUUUUUCACUUCACCCAAAUAAUUUCCCUUCAGAAAAGUUUCCAUCUUCGGCUUCAAUUUCAAUUAACCAUUUCUCUCAAAAACCAUAAAUUCUCACAAACCCCAAUUUCAUCUUUCGACAAGCACAAAAAUUUGCCAGAAAAAAAAAAAGAAAAGAAUUUUCUCUGAUGCAAAAUACAAACGCUUCGCCGUCCUCUCCGGCCGCCGUGGAUACGGCCCCGUUCCUCCUCCGAAGCCGCCGCUUCCUCCGGCGCACACCACCUCCACUUCGUACGGCGGCUCGUCUCUUCCGUCAGGCCUCAGGGCGGAGAAUGAUGCUUCGGGAACCAUCCGUUCGGGUCCGGGAGGCGGCGGCGGCGGAGCUUGAGGGGCGGCAGAGCGACUGGGCCUACUCGAAACCGGUGGUGGUGGUGGACGUGCUUUGGAACCUGGCGGUUGCUCUUGUUGGCGCGGCGGUGCUGUGCGUCAGCACGAAAGAGGAGCCAUGUGUUCCCUUGAGGGUGUGGAUCGUAGGGUACUUGUUGCAAGGUUUGCUUCAUUCGCUGUGUGUUGUUGUGGAGUUCAAUAAAAGAAGGAGAGUGCGGAGGAGCCAAGACGGUUCUACUUCUUCUAAUGGUGGUGCUGAUAGGGAAUGGAGUUUCAGCUCUGAGAGCGAUGAUUUGGAUUAUGAUAAUGUUGAGCGCUUUCUUCACACUGAUGAUAACAGUAUCACGAAGCAUGUUGAGUCAGCAAAUACCAUGCUUUCAUUCAUAUGGUGGGUCAUUGGGUUCUAUUGGGUAACCGCCGGUGGCCAGAAUUUGACGAGGGAUUCACCUCAGCUUUAUUGGAUCUGCAUUACAUUCCUUGCUUUUGACGUGGUGAUUGUGCUGCUUUGUGUUGCUGUUGCAUGUCUGAUUGGUAUUGCUGUUUGCUGUUGCCUGCCAUGCAUACUUGCUAUCUUGUAUGUCGUAGCAGAUCAGGAAGGGGCAACCAAGGAAGAAAUUGAGCAGUUGCCAAAAUACAAGUUCAGAGUGAUAAAGGAAUCUAAGAAAGAGGAUGAUAUUCCAGAAUCUUCCAAAGGAAUAAUGAUGCAAUGCGACAGCGAAGCAACUGCCGAACAUGCUAUUGCCUUAGAAGAUGCAGAAUGCUGCAUCUGCCUUUCUGCCUAUGAUGAUGGUGCUGAACUCAGAGAACUUCCAUGCAACCACCAUUUCCAUUGCACGUGCAUCGACAAAUGGCUGCUUCUAAAUGCCACCUGUCCUCUCUGCAAGUUAAACAUUUUAAGGACUAGUAAUCACCACCAAGAAGUUUGAACCAAGCCCUUCAAUGAAAUUCAUUAGGAGAAAACCGAUCUGUUACAUCCAUCUCAGUGAUGUAUAUUUCAGAGCUAACCAUAUUCCGAAACACUUUGUUUGAGUUUGUAUAAAGAAGUUGAAUUCUCCUUAUUUAUCUCAUAAUAUAUAUGGCCAUGAAGCUUGAAUUGAAAUAUUCAAAAAUCCGUGUAUAAAUGUUGUUGGUCUCCUGUAAUUUCACAUUUGAUAAAUAUAAUAAUAUAUAUGCCA
This is a messenger RNA of Arachis stenosperma, 1583 nucleotides long. RefSeq names its product E3 ubiquitin-protein ligase At1g63170-like. The record is from RefSeq and is a predicted model, not a curated record. Lineage: Eukaryota; Viridiplantae; Streptophyta; Magnoliopsida; Fabales; Fabaceae. The transcript is spliced from 5 exons. Bases 210 to 1334 code for a protein of 374 amino acids.